AGAUGAAAUAGAAACACAGGAAUGAGUAGAGUUACAGUAGUAUAUUUUACACUUUUACACUCUUUUUAAAACAGACUUUGGACUUGGUUUUUUUUUUUUUUGAUGGAUUUGGCAACCCUGUCUGCAUGUGAGUGUGGAAAACUGUGUUAUAGUGGUUUGUGUGCAGCAUGUCGUGGAGGUGUAGUGUCCGAGGGUGUGGGAAACGCAAUCAGGCCAAAGCUAAAGAUGUUGUUAUUCACCGUUUCCCUGAAAAAGACUUGGAGCUCUGCAGUAAAUGGUUAGCGGCUAUCGGGAAGGUUGUGAAUAAAACGGAGAGGAAAUACGCGUCUUUCCGAGUGUGCAGCCAGCACUUCAGACCUGACGACUAUGAGAGGGAUUUGAAGGCGGAAUUAUUGGGAUGUCCACCAAAAAAGGUCUUAAAGAAAACAGCAAUUCCGUCUAUUUUCCAGACUAAACGAAAGCCAGGCAGAAGGCCCUCUCACACUCCAAAGAAAAGUCAACCUGAGGUGUCUUCUGGAAAAGAAAAUGCACCUACUCCAGGCACGGCAUGUUCUGAGGUGGAAGAGAGCUCAUGGAUUAAUGCAGUCAAGAGCCUUCAGACUCCUCAAGGAGCUAAUAUUUUUAGGAGCAGUGAGGUGAUUGUGAACACACAGUGUUUGCUGGAGCUCUUCCAGUUCUGCUGGCUUUGUCAGAAAGAGUGCUGUAUUACCAUUGAGGGCAACGAGAAGCUGUUUUCAGUCACGCAGGACUGCCAGAGUUGUGGCCACCACAGACACUGGAGGAGUCACCCGCCUUCAGCCGAAGCUACACACACCUUUCAUAAAGAGGCAGAACAUGCACUGAAGCAUGAAGAUGAUGAGGAGGUUGUGGUUCACAUUGUGUCAUCAGAUAACGAGUGCAGUGAGCAGGUGUUUAUUGAAAAGGAUGGAUCGUAUUUAUCUAGUAAUGAUGAAGAAGCAAGUUUGCAGGAAGAGGAAGUGAAAAAGAAAAGAAAGAGGACGUCUAAACGUAAACACAGUUCAGAUGAGUGGGAGCCAUGUUUAGAUGCAGAGGCCACAGACUCUGAUGUGUCCAUGGAUGAAGACCUGUUCACAGCUUUAAAGGAGGAUGGUCAGGGUAAACUUGUGGUGUGGUGUACACAAUGUGGGACCGAGGCCUCGCUCUCCUGUUCUGUCCAUCGACACAAAAAAGUGUUCUGCUGUGCUCAGUGCAGUGAAGGUGACGACACUCAAGCACAUCAUUUUGAAACACUACGUGUUCGGUUUGAUGACGUCGGCAGUUUUCAGAAACAUGCUGAACAGGAGCACGGAGUCAAACCAUUCUAUAAACUGUGUCAGGACUGUGGCAAGUUUGUUAUAGCAGAUCCUGAAUCCCGAGGUUUAAAAGAACAUAAAUGUGAACACAAGUCCAAAUUUAUCAUCUGUCCAGAAUGUGGGAAAAGAUUCCUCACCAAGGUCGGACUAAAGUCGCACUACACUCAGCUCCAUUCGGAUUAUGAUCACCCGUGUAAAUACUGUCUGAAGGUCUUCAAAACCAGGUCAAUAAAACUGGAACAUGAGCAGACUCAUCCUAAAGAAAAACAGCCAUACAGCUGUUCAAAGUGUGUAAAAAGGUUUUCCAAUAUUUAUAAACGCAACAGACAUGUCCGGUCCCAUGGAGGUCCACAAAAACAUGUGUGUGAUGUAUGUAAGAAGAGCUUUAAGGACAUUUACAAGCUGAGGAGGCAUAAGCUCAUCCACUCUGGAGAACAGCCUUUCAAAUGCCAAGUGUGUGAGCGUUCUUUCAACCAAAUGGAAAACCUCACUUCCCACAUGCGCGUCCACACUGGAGAGAAACCUUUCAUGUGUGAACAAUGUGGAGAGUCAUUCAGUCACAACGUCAGCCUGAAGAACCACAAGCAACGACACCAUGACUCGAGUUUGACUCAAGAGAAAGAUGUGCUAAAUGAUGUAGAGAAUAAGGGGAUGAAUACAGCGGUGGGGGUUCCACAGUAAAGCUUGGGUUAAUAGAUCAUGAGGAAAAACUAUGUCUGUUAAGUGUUCCACUGUUAUUUGUAUAAUACAGACUGUGCUGUCUCUCUCGCCUGCACAAUAAAUACAAAUUACAGAACCAUUUCUAGAAGAAUCCAUUUUUAUUGACUUCAUCUGAUGUUCAGUGUUUUCGAAGGAGCUUGAACCUCAAAGUCAAAGCACACUACCUCUGAGAAAAACCAUGAAGACCACUGCAAUGUUUUUGAAAUGCAAACUCUGAAAUAAAUUGGACAGUAUAGUUACAUUGCUUCAAAAAUCAUUUAUUUUACUGACUGGUCUUGUGGUUACGCUUAUGUUCUUGCACACCACCACUUAUUUAAAGCAAUUAUACUCUCUUGAGGCUAAUUGAAGACAUAACUAUACUUUUACAGACUAAACAGUUGACACACUCAAUUCCAGAAUUAGAGAAAAAUAAUAAUCAUAAUUAUUAUUAAUAUUAUUAUUAUUAUUAUUAUUAUUAUUUUAAUUGAAGUCCAUUAUCUGGCAUGAAUGACAGCUGCACAGCAUUCCAUUUCUUUCCAUCACUUAAGACAUACACUGUAUGGCCAAAGGUUUCUGGACACCUGAUCAUCACAUCCAUAUGUGGUUCUUCCCCAAACUGUUGCCACAAAGUUUGAAGCACAGAACUGUAUAGAAUGUAUCUGCAUGCUGUAGCAUGACAAUUUCCCCUUUACUGGAACUAAGAGGUCCAAACCUGUUCCAGCAUGACGAUGCCCCUGUGCACAAGGUGAGCUCCAUGAAGACAUGGUGUGUGAAGGUUGGAGUGGAAGAACUCGAGUGUCCUGCACAGAGCCCUGACCUCAACCCCACUGAACACCUUUGGGAUGAACUGGAACACCGACUGAACCCCAGACCUCCUCACCAACAUCAGCGCCUGAUCUCACUAAUGCUCUUGUAGCUGAAGCACAACUCCCCUCAGCCACGCUUCAACAUCUAGUGGAAGGCCUUCCCAGAAGAGUGGAGCUUAUUAUAACAGCAAAGGAGGGAAUAAAUCUGGAAUGGGAUGUUCAGCAGGCACAUGUGAGUGUGAUGGUCAGAUGUCUAUAAACUUUUAUCCAUAUUGUGUUUGUACAUGGACUGAAUUUUUUUUUUUUUUGUGAACCACAAGUGCAUCAGUGAACUGAAGUCCAGCUUUGGGCACAUGCAUAGGCUUUCUAAAUCAAUUAUGGUCUUCACAUGCAUAUUGGGAUAUUAGUGCCUCAGUGUAUUGUUUUAUCUUGCUCUGUUGUGCAGUGACUCUCUCAUGCAUUUCCUUCUGCUCACUGAGUUUCUGUGAUGGGAGAAUAUUCAGUUUAAUCUACAUCUUCCUACCCCUAGUGAUGUUAAAUGGAAAUACACCUAUUAUAUCAUUCUGUAAGAACACCAGGUAAAUGGGGAAAUAUGGAAGAAUGGAUAAAAGUGUUCACCAUGGACACUUUCAGCAUUUUGCGAAUCCUAAUUGUGCUGAUGUUCAGUACAACAGUAUGCUUGUUCAUGCGAUAUUGCUUGUCAGUGUUUUUGUUUAAAAUAUAUUAACAGAUUACAUUACAUCACUCAACACCAGUGGGAAGCAGACAAUAGUUAACACAAUACAAACAUGAAAAGGAAAACAAAUCAACAAAAUAGGAUUACAUAAAAACAGCAAACUUAGGUCAAACAUUGCAGGUUUUUAACUGUAGUACUCGUAGCUGUUUCCCAUCACUGCUGACAAUAAAAUGUGAUUAAACAAAGGAAUCCAUUCAUUAAUUAAUUAAAAAAAGUUAAAAAGUUGCUAAUAAUGCAUACACUUUAAUAGUUUCUGUUACCACUCUUUUUUUUCCUAGAAACAUCCUAUUCCAAUGUCAGAGCAGGUUAAUGGUGUUAUUGGUGGUCUUCCCCCAAGCCAUCAGACUCCUUAAUAAUCAGAGACUGGACUGACAACACACACACGCACUCAACGGAUCAUCAUCCCAUCCUCUUUGCAAUUUUUGCACAUCUCUGUAUUCAAUUUCUGCUGCUACAAUAUUUAUAAUAUACUGUAUGUAAUCUUUAAACUCUACCUGACUGCUACUGCUUAUGUUUAUAUUUACAGCAACUUAUAUUGUUACUCUUUUGCACUGCUGUCAUCUGAUUCACUUUCUACUAGAACUGUGUACUAGUCAGCGCUGCACUGUAACUCACUGUGCCCAUUGUCUUGUUUUGGUAGUUCUGUACUGUCUUGUGCUGUCUGCACAUGUUGCACUUUAUGUAAAUAUAUUUAAUGUCUCCUGGAGUUCUGUAUUUGUUUGAUGUAGCAUCAUGGUCCUGGAGGAACGUUGUUUUGUUUCACU
Pangasianodon hypophthalmus (striped catfish) is the source of this 4318-nucleotide messenger RNA. Its product is annotated as zinc finger protein 391. The record is from RefSeq and is a predicted model, not a curated record. Gene Ontology annotation, molecular function: RNA polymerase II cis-regulatory region sequence-specific DNA binding; DNA-binding transcription factor activity. Lineage: Eukaryota; Metazoa; Chordata; Actinopteri; Siluriformes; Pangasiidae. Gene Ontology annotation, biological process: regulation of transcription by RNA polymerase II. The transcript is spliced from 5 exons. Bases 168 to 1994 code for a protein of 608 amino acids.